Molecule: messenger RNA, 1377 nt
Organism: Drosophila rhopaloa
Lineage: Eukaryota; Metazoa; Arthropoda; Insecta; Diptera; Drosophilidae
Product: zinc carboxypeptidase
Exons: 4
Coding region: 16-1284 (422 amino acids)
Biological process (GO): proteolysis
Molecular function (GO): metallocarboxypeptidase activity; zinc ion binding
Source: RefSeq, a predicted model, not a curated record
ACCACAAGCAGUAACAUGAAACUAACCAUCCUCCUGAUUGCCCUGGUGGCCAUGGCAGCGGCCAAAUCCGCUCCUGGUCGCAUGGCUGCGCGGUACCACAAUUUCAGGAUCUAUCAGCUUACCAUUGAAACGAACUGGCAGAUGGAGGAGCUUAAGAAGAUUCACGAGCACAUCUCUGUGCACUUCCUCAACGAGCUGGGUGCUCCCGGACAUAAAUACAAUGUUAUUGUGGGACCUCUGUUCCACCGAGUUUUCGAGAAGACCAUGAACCUCCUGGAGAUCGUUCACAAAGUGAUUGUGGAGGAUCUGCAGAAAUUGAUUGAUGACUCCUCUGUUGGAGAUGAUUCCAAAAUGGAAUGGGAAACAUACCAUACCCUGGAUACCAUUUACGAUUGGGUUGAUCAGGAGUGUGCCGCCCACGAUUUCCUGGAGUGCAAAGUGAUUGGAAAGUCGUUCGAGGGACGCGAUAUUAAGAGCGUGAAAUUGUCGAAGCGUGAGGGCAACAAGGCCAUCUUCCUGGAGGGCAACAUCCAUGCCAUGGAGUGGAUCUCGUCGGCCACCGUCACCUUCCUGCUGAACCAGCUGAUCAACUCCGAGGAUCCGGAAAUGCAGCGUCUGAGCGAGGAGUACGAUUGGAUUGUGGUGCCCAUGGUGAAUCCCGAUGGCUUUGUCUACACCCACGAAGUGGAGCGUUUGUGGCGCAAGAACCGUCGUCCCAAUGGACACAGGAACGAGACCGGAGAUUGCUUUGGUAUCGACAUGAACAGGAACUUCGACUACCACUGGGGAGGUGCUGGCUGGAACAUCGACGAGCCCUGCGAUCACUGGUUCGGUGGUGCUGAGCCCAACACUGAAAUUGAGAUCGUAUCCCUGCAGAACUUUGUCAGCUCCUUCGAGGAUGGUUACAUUCGCUCGUACAUGGCCUACCACGCCUAUGGACAGUAUGUCCUGCUGCCCUAUGGACACUCCAACACCGAGUUCCCUCCCAACUACGAGCAGAUGAAGCGAAUUGCCGCCGCCUUCUCAGAUGCCGCUGCUGAUGUCUAUGGUUCCGCUUUCACCUACGGUGCUAGUGGUCUGCUCAACUAUGUCGUCUCUGGAGCUGCCAAGGAUUGGGCUUAUGGCGUGAAGAACAUCCCCUUCACCUGCACCGUGGAGCUGCGCGACAAGGGCACCUUCGGAUUCUUCCUGCCCUCCAACCAAAUCACCGAGGUGGGCCUCGAGGUCACCGCCGGGCUGAAGGCCCUGGUCAACAAGGCACAGGAAGAGGGUAUUUUCGAUUAAAUGCUUGUUCUGUAUGCGUUUUAAAGCACGUGCUGUGAAUAAUAAAUAUAUACAUUUAUAUUUAUUCAUUUGAACAUUCAAAAAAGCUGAAAA